GCCGUAAGGAAGCGGAACUGAAAAUAAACGCUCAGUUUGUCACUAGUGAUGGCGGAUGUGGUGGAGGUAGACACCAUGAUGAAUUACCACGGGAGCUUCGACAAAAUAGACCCGGACAUGUGCAGAUAUCCCUACUGUAUCGUCUGGACGCCUAUCCCAGUGCUGUCGUGGCUGCUGCCCUUCAUCGGGCACAUGGGCAUCUGCACCUCCUCUGGAGUGAUCCGGGACUUCGCUGGGCCUUACUUCGUCUCCGAAGACAACAUGGCGUUUGGCCGACCGACGAAGUACUGGAAGCUGGAUAUUAGCAAGGUGUACGGCAGCGGCUCAAACGCCUGGGACACCGCUGUGCACGAUGCAUCCGAGGAGUACAAACACAGAAUGCACAAUCUGUGCUGUGAUAACUGCCACUCUCACGUUGCCAUGGCGCUGAACCUCAUGCGCUAUGACAACAGCACCUCCUGGAACAUGGUCAACCUCUGCCUGCUGUCCCUCAUCCACAGCAAGCACGUGAGUUGUGCAGGGUUCCUGAAGACCUGGUUGCCCUUUCUCCUUCUGACCGGAGUCAUCCUCACUGUCGCCCUCGCCAUCAACCUGCGGUGACGGAGAGGAAGAGUGACACGGCGGGCGAGCGAGGGAGGGAGGGAGGGAGGAGAGAUGUGCAGGGUGGUGCUGGGACCAGCAGAAAGCCAAUCCAGACACAGUAAAAACUCACAUUCGACCUUUGACCGUUGACCUUCGACCUUCUGCAGGCUGAGCAGGGAAGCCUGCAGAGCUGCCUUGCUCUGAUUGGACAGCGGCUUCAUAGGGAUUCUGCUCAUGGUCUCCAUCCCUUUGAUCUUGAAGUUCUCUUGCUUUGUAUACACGCUUUUCUUUAUUUUACUGCUCAAACUGACCCCCCCCGGGGGUGAAACACAUCCCCUGUCAGACAGAGGGACUCUUCUUCAUCGGGGGGGUGGUGGGGGGGCAGGCCAUGCAUACGGGGUGAGCCCCAGUGUAGAUGGAGAUGGUGGAAUUUCACUCCAGGAAACACAUGGGCUUGUUCAUGGGCAAGGUUCACUUGUAUUUUCACUCUUGUUUACCACGCUUCUCUCUUGUUGUUUGGAGGGAGGCAGUUUAUAUGACAGAUUAUAUUGUGAGGUAUAUUUGAGAGAUGUAUUUGAGUGAUAUAUAUGAGCGAUAUAUUUGAGUGUAUUUCCGUACGGGCGUGCACGUGUGAGCUCAGGACUUGGCCCAGCUUCCCAGACCGCCGCGUGUGGCUUCAGCAGGGGCAGGAAUGCGGAGUCCCAGCGUUGUGUUGCUCUUCAUCCCCAAUGUUCAGUUUGGAAUGUGCAGCCUUUUGAAGGAGGAGCUAAACGCCUCCAUGGCAACCGCUUUGGCGUAAUGAAGCAACACCCUCUGCACACACACACGCACGCACGCACGCACGCACACACACACUCACACACUCUCACACACGCA
Messenger RNA from Anguilla anguilla (European eel), 1458 nucleotides. RefSeq names its product transmembrane protein 222-like. Bases 49 to 600 code for a protein of 183 amino acids. Lineage: Eukaryota; Metazoa; Chordata; Actinopteri; Anguilliformes; Anguillidae. The transcript has 6 exons. The record is from RefSeq and is a predicted model, not a curated record.